This is a messenger RNA of Strongyloides ratti, 981 nucleotides long. RefSeq names its product F-box domain-containing protein. Gene Ontology annotation, molecular function: protein binding. Lineage: Eukaryota; Metazoa; Nematoda; Chromadorea; Rhabditida; Strongyloididae. The transcript has 2 exons. The record is from RefSeq and is a predicted model, not a curated record. The coding region runs from base 1 to 981 and encodes 326 amino acids.
AUGAAUUUAUUAUUAUUAUCAGAAUAUAUACAACUAAAAAUUUUUUCUAAUGUUGAUUCGAAAAGUUUAUUUAAUGUUAAACUUACCUGUAGAAGAUUUUAUUUAAUUAUUGAAAAAAAUAUACAUAAAAUGAAAAGACCAAAAUUAUGCUAUAUAAAAUUAAUAUCCAAUCACAUCAAUUAUAUCAAAAAACCAAUUAGAAUUCAAUAUAAAAUUUGUAAUCAAAGCGAAGAAACUUUUUGUUAUCAUUCCUCUGUACAUGAUAGAAAAGUUUGUUUUGUUGAUAUGGUAGAGUAUGAAAAAUUUCUUUAUAAUUGUGACUUGACAAUGUUAUGUCAUAUUCAAUUAGAUUAUCAUGAAAAUACAGACUUUAUUAAAUUGUUUAAUAAUUGCUAUGAUGGUAAUGAGUAUGUUGAAUCAGUUGUAAUUAAUAAUUCUGCUAAAAUAAGUAAAAGAAACAAUAGAGACAUAUUAAAUUUUAUUUAUAAAGUUAAAAAUACCAAUUCUAUGGUGUUAAAAAAAGUUAUUCUCAACAAUCAAAUACAUGAAAACUACGAAUUUCCAGUAUUUUCAAAAUUAAAAUAUCUUCAAAUUGAACAAAUAGGUAAUCACUGUUGUAUUACAAGAAAUUCAAUUUUAAGUUUGAUAAACAAUAGCAAAAAUGAAUUUACACUCAAUUUUAUAUCAAAUAAUAUAAAUUUUGUCAAAGAAAUUUCUAGAUGUUUUGCAGAUAAUGUUGGUUCACAUACAAAAUAUAUUUGUGCUGAAAAAUCGUUUGAAGUCAUUUUAUGUUUACAUAAAAAUUUUACUUUAUCUAGAAGCUCUUUUUUUAAAAAUAUUUUAGAAAAUAAUAAUUUUUCGGUUGAAAAUACUAAUAUUGAAAAUUUUGAUUGUGUUUAUAUUGGUCGAAAAAAAUGUUGCUUUUCUAGCACUUCAAGUUUAAUAGAACUUCGAUUCUGCAUUUUUAAUAUUUAUGUUUAA